GGGGAAGAGCUGCCACCAGCCGAGUCCGACGCCGGGGCCUCUAGGCCGCCUUCUAGGCGAGUUCCCCACUUAGCGAUACGAUGCCCCCAAGAAAGAAUGAGAGAUACAAACUUCCUGUUCCACUUCCAGAAGGCAAGGUUUUGGAUGAUAUGGAAGGAAAAGAAUGGGUUCUAGGCAAGAUGAUUGGCUCUGGAGGAUUUGGACUGAUAUAUUUAGCUUUCCCCGCAAAUAAACCAGAUAAAGAUGCAAAGCAUGUCAUAAAAGUGGAAUAUCAAGAAAAUGGCCCAUUGUUUUCAGAACUUAAAUUUUAUCAAAGAGCUGCAAAAAAAGAGUAUAUGGAUCGAUGGAUAAAACUGAAACAACUUGAUUAUUUAGGAAUUCCUUUGUUUUAUGGAUUUGGUAUUACCGAAUUUAAGGGAAGAAGUUACAGAUUUAUGGUAAUAGAAAGAUUAGGAAUAGAUUUACAGAAGAUUUCAGACCAAAAUGGUACUUUUAAGAAAUCUACUGUCCUUCAGCUUGGCAUUCGGAUGUUAGAUAUACUGGAAUAUAUACAUGAAAAUGAGUAUGUUCAUGGAGAUAUAAAAGCGGCAAAUUUACUUUUGGGUUAUAAAAAUCCAAAUCGGGUUUAUCUCGCAGAUUAUGGACUUUCCUACAGAUAUUGUCCCAAUGGGAAUCACAAACUGUACCAGGAAAAUCCUAGAAAAGGUCAUAAUGGGACAAUAGAAUUUACCAGCUUGGAUGCCCACAAGGGAGUUGCCUUGUCCAGACGAAGUGACCUUGAAAUCCUUGGCUACUGCCUGCUGCGAUGGUUUUGUGGGAAACUGCCCUGGGAACGGAACCUGAAGGACCCCAUUGCUGUCCAGACUGCUAAAACAAAUCUGUUGGAUGAACUCCCUGAUUCAGUGCUUAAAUGGACUCCUUCUGGAAGCAGUUGUUAUGAAAUAGCUGAGUAUUUGAUGUGUGCUCAUAAUUUAGCAUAUGAUGAAAAGCCAGACUAUCAAAAACUCAAGACAAUUUUGAAUCCAGAUGGAAUAACUUUAGGACCACUGGACUUUUCCACUAAAGAAAAGCAUGAAAAUGUGCAUACUCCAAGUAAUCAAAAAGCUGCUUUGCUAAAAGCUACAACAAAACAAGUCAAUCAUAUACAAAAUAGGUUAACAGAAAUAAAAGGCAACAGUGAGAGCAGUACUGAGACCUAUACAACACGGAGAAAUGUAGAAAGUGAAGAGAAGCUGAUUGGACUGUUGAACAAUGAAACAGCUCAGGAAAACACAAGGAGGAGACAACAGUUUUCUCAGUUUCAAGAAUGUUUCAAUGAAGCAAAACGUUCUCCACAAAAAUCCAGCUGUACACAGUUCCCAAAUUCAUUUUAUGGAACUCAACAAGAGUUUACCAGUCCAUAUAGACUCAAAAAGUCAAGAAUUCCAUCUUGGGACACAUAUACUUCCACAACUGCUCUGGAGGUCUCAGAUUUAGAAAGUUCUACUCGUGAAAAGACACGAGCAGAUGUGUAUUAUUAUGGCAUCAUCUUCCUCUGUCUUUUGCUGUUAGUAUAUCUUGCUUUACAUUUUCUCUGAA
Suncus etruscus (white-toothed pygmy shrew) is the source of this 1578-nucleotide messenger RNA. RefSeq names its product VRK serine/threonine kinase 2 (gene VRK2). Gene Ontology annotation, cellular component: cytoplasm; nucleus. Bases 81 to 1577 code for a protein of 498 amino acids. The transcript has 13 exons. Gene Ontology annotation, molecular function: ATP binding; protein serine/threonine kinase activity. The record is from RefSeq and is a predicted model, not a curated record. NCBI's taxonomy places the organism in Eukaryota, Metazoa, Chordata, Mammalia, Eulipotyphla, Soricidae. Gene Ontology annotation, biological process: peptidyl-serine phosphorylation; signal transduction.